Penicillium pulvis is the source of this 804-nucleotide messenger RNA. Its product is annotated as glutathione S-transferase family protein. The transcript is spliced from 3 exons. NCBI's taxonomy places the organism in Eukaryota, Fungi, Ascomycota, Eurotiomycetes, Eurotiales, Aspergillaceae. The coding region runs from base 1 to 804 and encodes 267 amino acids. The record is from RefSeq and is a predicted model, not a curated record.
AUGAUGUUACCCCGCACAGGAUCCAGCUCGUUUAAAGCUACGACACGUCUCUCUCAACUCUCAUCGACCUUUCGUGCAUUCUCAACAUCCACUGCCAUGUCCGACAUUACCCUGUAUAGCUGGCCCACGCCAAACGGCAUCAAAGCUUCCAUCACUCUCGAAGAGCUGGGCCUAUCAUACAAGACCGUGCCAAUUGAUAUCAGCACCAACAUUCAAAAAGAGGACUGGUUCCUGAAGAUUAAUCCCAAUGGCCGAAUCCCUGCCAUUACCGAUAAAUCACAGCGCGUCUUUGAAAGCGGCUCGGUCAUGCUCUACCUAGUUGACAAGUAUGAUACCGAUCGGAAGAUCAGCUACGCGCCUGGAACACCCGAAUACAUCGAGCAGCUAUCCUGGCUGAUGUUCCAGAUGGGCGGACUUGGACCUAUGCAAGGCCAAGCAAACCACUUCCGUCUCUUUGCCGGCGCGCGUUCCGACUACGGAAUCAAGCGGUAUAUAGACGAGACAAAGCGUCUGUACGCCGUUCUCGAGUCCCGGUUGCAGGAGAGUCGCUAUUUGGCUGGUGAUAAGUAUACCAUUGCGGAUAUUGCGAAUUUCUCCUGGGUUCGUAGUGGACCUGGUGCGCUUGAGAUUGAUCUUGCGGAGUUCCCUGCUUUGAAGAAAUGGGUUGAUGAGAUCGAAAAGAGAGGUGCUGUGCAGAAGGGAGCUUAUAUUCCUGACAGUGGACGUACGGAUGCGGAGAGAAAUGAGAGUUUCAAGAAUUCUCGGGCAAGGAUUGAUGCCAUGGAGAAUUCUGAUAAGCAUUGA